This is a messenger RNA of Protopterus annectens (West African lungfish), 1271 nucleotides long. RefSeq names its product programmed cell death 2 like (gene PDCD2L). Gene Ontology annotation, cellular component: cytoplasm. NCBI's taxonomy places the organism in Eukaryota, Metazoa, Chordata, Ceratodontiformes, Protopteridae. Bases 90 to 1232 code for a protein of 380 amino acids. The record is from RefSeq and is a predicted model, not a curated record. The transcript is spliced from 7 exons.
GCAAUAUCGUAACAGGAAGGAGGGUUUAUUUUGGUUUGGUGCUUUUUUUUCUUUAACGUGGGUAGGACUGGGAAUAUAGUGGAAUUUUAAUGAUGACUGGUGCAGUUGUUGAACAUGUGCUUUUGGGGCUCAGAGAUGCCGCAGCUGAUCCGAAUACUUUAUUGUCGUGGGGUACAAACAAAGUUGGAGGUGUUCCGGACUGUCCCCCCAGCAUAACAAUGCAUUAUCCUUCAUGUGAUAUUUGCAAAGCUGUGAUGUUUCAUAUUGUCCAAGUAUACUGUCCCCUUACGAGUUCAGCAUACCAUCGUAUUAUCAAUGUGUUUGCAUGUGCAAGGCAAGAAUGCUGGGGAAAGUGUGACAGCUGGAAGGUGUUACGAUCCCAGUAUUUAGAGGCCAAAGGCAAAAUAACACAAGAAAUGAAGUCAAAGGAGGUAGCACCUAUGGCAGCCAGUGACUGGUGUGACACUGCAGAUGACUGGGGAAUGAAUGAGGAAGCAGAAUGUACGGGAUUCAAUGCUGACCAUUUGCCUGAAUUGAAAGCAGAUGAUCCUCAUGUGCUGGUAGCUUCGGAAUGCACUUACCAGCUCCAGGGACUCAGUCUGUCGGAGACUUUAGCAACCACUGAGGUUAAGUCAUUCAGUGUUGCAUCAGCAGGGGAAGGUUUGAUUGCAGCUGGAUCAGUUCCUUGUUUUCAGUCAUAUUUCAUCAGUGUUGUUGAUGAAUUGGACUAUGAAAGUUCUGUUGACAUUAGCCAUGCAGAAGAGCUACUUAAAGAAUACCAACAGAGGGAAGGUGUCGCUGUAGACCAGCUUAUAUCAGAAAGCUGUGUGUCAGAAGGUAAUGAAGAAAAAUAUGAAAAGACAUUUACAAAACAUGGCGAUAGAACAUUUCUCAAGUUCAUGAAAAAAAUUUCUGCCUGCCCAGAGCAAAUUCUGAGGUACUCUUGGAAAGGUACCCCUUUGUUUAUAACAACUUCUCCACCAGCUAUGAAUACAUUGAUACCAUCAUGUAAAAAUUGUGGAAGCAGUAGAGUCUUUGAGUUCCAGCUGAUGCCUGCCUUAGUAAGCAUGUUAAAAACUGCCAGCAAUGAGGAUAUAUCAGUGGAGUUUGGAACAGUUCUGAUUUAUACAUGUGAAAAGAGUUGCUGGACACUUGGUUGGCAAAUCCCUCAAGAGGAGUUUCCGUAUGUACAAGCAGAUCCGGAUCAAGCUCUUUUUAAAGUAAAUACUUAACACUGAGUAACUGACUAAUAAAAUAUAAUUUAUUCAUGG